UUGAUCACAAUACAGCAAGUACAAUUAUCUAGGUAUUUCUAGCCAUGAUCUUUAAAUUUUCAAAGUUUUCAUGACAAGACUACGCAUUUCCUUCUUUAUUUGAAGCAGAUUCUCAAAAAUUACAUGAUAUUAUACUACUUUCAGCACCCGCCACAAAUCCCUAGUAACCACAAAAGAUGGCGCCCCUUCGCCAUCGACAAAGUCUCUCAAAGGAGAAGUUCUCCGGAUAUUUUAGCUCUUUGAAGACCCAAACCUAUAACGACCCCGGUACAAGAGGUGCUGGCUCGCAUAGGUAUGUCCCUAUUCCACUUGCUUGUUUACCCGUUCAUGUGCGAAAAUGCCCAUGAAGGCACAUGAUAUGAAAUCGUGACCGCUGAUUCUUUGUAUAGUUUGAGAAGCAUUGCAUGGUCUCCAAUGGGCAACCUGAUCGCUACUGGGGCGGCGGAUAAGACCCUGAGAGUCUGGAAUCCUGAGAGACCUUCAGUGAAUUACUCCACUCAACUUGUCGGUCACAGUGCUGGAAUCGAAAAGGUGGCUUUCAAUCCAGUAAAAGACGCUGAACUUGCUAGUGUGAGCAGUGAUGGUGUAGUCAAAUUUUGGGAUGUCAGAACGAAAGCUGUGAUCAACGAAGUCAAAGGAUUAGGUGACGCCUUUACGCUCGUCUGGAGCCCUGAUGGCGAGAGUCUUGUUGUUGGUAACAAGGUAUGCAUGCUUCUACCUGUAUGAAUAUGUGCAUUUCCUAUGAACACAGCGUUCCCAAUAGUCCAUGCUGCAGUCCUGUAAUGUGGUUUUCAAUUCUUGUCUUCGAUUGAAAUAGUCAAUUAGUUUUCGAGCAUUAAAAAACUCACAUCUAGACUGCGUGGUUCGGACUAUUGGACCUCUGUAUGAACAUAGCUAAGCCGUUGUCUGACACUAUUUAAGAAAGCUUGAGAUUAUGCUGUAUGUUUUAAACCAGAGCUAAUCAUUACUUAGGCUGAUAACAUCUAUAUACUCUCCCCAACACAGUCAACUCCUGUCGCCUCGCAUCAGCAGCCAGUGCAGACAAACCAGAUCGCUUUCUGUUGGAGUGGUAACAAAAUUUUUCUUACAACAGGAGAAGGUCGUAUCAAGAUUCUAUCCUAUCCAGACUUUAAACCUGUCUUUAAUAUGACUUUUGAGGCUUCACAACCUUUCACCUUAAAUGGACAUACGUCCUCUUGUCUUUCUGUAGAGAUGCAACCAACGGCAAGAUUCUUGGCAAGUGGGGGCUCAGAUUCUAUCAUUGCACUUUGGGAUACAACCGACUGGAUAUGCCAACGUACUCUGAUUGAUAUGAUAGGCCCCGUCAGGAGUAUAAGUUUUAGCUUUGACGGAAGCUAUAUCGUUGGAGGUAGUGAUGAAGGCACAGGACUAGAAAUUACCCAUACUGAGACUGGAGAGCAUGUGUACACGGUCAAAGGUGGCCCUUGCCCGGUUGUCGCCUGGCACCCAAACAAAUACAUUCUAGCAUAUGUGGAAAACGGUGGCUUGAAGAUUAUCGGAGUCGAUUUAGAAAGGAAGUAAAGACGGUGGUCUUAAGAAAGGAUUAAUAAGCUUUCUGCAAGGGGUCGACACCCAUGAUGGAAGCGCGGGGAGGCAUACACGAGAAGAGAUUUGGUUGAAAAGCCACUGAAAAGUUAUUGCCGCAGAAGGGAAGACGAAUCACUAUUACGGUACCGACAUAUAUGUAUAUUUUCAUGAAGUAUGUUGCUCGCGAUGACCUUGGCACUAGCUUGUCCUUCGGAGGAUUGGGAUCAUAUGUAGUGCAAUUUGAGGCGAUAUUGUCUAGACUCCAAGCACAGCACCGUUUACUAGCAUAUAGCGAAUAUCUAAGGUUCAAAUAUUCUUGCGUUCUUGACACCAGGCUUUUGGUUUAUCUGCAC
Molecule: messenger RNA, 1901 nt
Organism: Sclerotinia trifoliorum
Lineage: Eukaryota; Fungi; Ascomycota; Leotiomycetes; Helotiales; Sclerotiniaceae
Source: the annotation of a GenBank genome assembly